Messenger RNA from Photinus pyralis (common eastern firefly), 3444 nucleotides. It is a transcript of the gene Vps35, whose product is annotated as vacuolar protein sorting-associated protein 35. The record is from RefSeq and is a predicted model, not a curated record. The coding region runs from base 156 to 2573 and encodes 805 amino acids. Gene Ontology annotation, cellular component: retromer, cargo-selective complex; late endosome; retromer complex. Gene Ontology annotation, biological process: intracellular protein transport; retrograde transport, endosome to Golgi. The transcript has 7 exons. Lineage: Eukaryota; Metazoa; Arthropoda; Insecta; Coleoptera; Lampyridae.
UUUUUUUUACCCUUAUGACAUGGUGAAAGCGUUAUUUAUGGAUAAACAAUGGUUAAAAACUCAAGCGUUUUGUAAACGUUCUGUUGAAUGCACCCAUUUUUAAUAACAACUUGUUGACAUUUGACCGCCCUUGACAUACGUUUGACAUCUUGAAAAUGCCUGCUACUUCACAACAGUUAUCACCUGUUGAAGAACAAGAGAAACUUUUGGACGAUGCGCUCGGUCAAGUCAAAGUUAAUGCAUUUCAAGUGAAACGAUGUCUUGAUAAGGGCAAGCUUAUGGACGCUUUGAAACAUGCCAGCGCAAUGCUUGGCGAAUUACGUACAUCACUAUUAUCACCAAAGAGCUAUUACGAAUUAUACAUGGCCAUAACUGAUGAAUUACGACACAUGGAGUUGUAUUUACUUGAUGAAUUCCAGAAAGGAAGGAAAGUAACAGAUCUCUACGAAUUAGUUCAGUACGCAGGGAAUAUUGUACCUCGACUUUACUUACUCAUCACAGUUGGAUUGGUGUAUAUCAAAUCCAAUUCCGGAUUAAAACGUGACAUUUUAAAUGACCUUGUGGAAAUGUGCCGAGGUGUACAGCAUCCUCUGCGAGGUCUUUUUCUACGUAAUUAUCUAUUGCAAUGUACGCGUAACGUACUGCCCGACUCUCCCGAAAUGGAAAACGAAGACGGCAACGGAAAUGUUCGAGACUCGAUUAAUUUCGUUCUUAUGAAUUUUGCCGAAAUGAAUAAGCUGUGGGUUAGAAUGCAACACCAGGGCCAUUCGAGGGAGAAGCAAAAUCGUGAGAAAGAACGAGAGGAACUGAGAAUUCUUGUUGGCACAAAUUUAGUACGGCUUAGUCAGCUUGAAUCUGUUACGAUGGAGAAGUAUCAGAAAAUUGUGUUACCUGGGAUUUUGGAACAGGUUGUGAGCUGUAAAGACGCAAUCGCCCAAGAAUAUCUGAUGGAGUGUAUCAUACAGGUAUUUCCAGACGAAUUUCACUUACAAACCUUAAAUCCAUUUUUGAAAUCGUGCGCCGAAUUAGAGACGGGUGUUAAUGUGAAAAAUAUUGUCAUUAGCUUAAUGGAGCGUUUGGCAGUGUUUAGUCAACGUUCCGAUGGUGUGGGGAGUGGAAGUGGCGAAGACAAUUUUCCGUCCAACGUUCAGUUAUUCGAGGUGUUCUCAGAUCAAGUUGCGUCAAUUAUCUCAAAUCGGCAAGAUUUACCUGUUGAAGAUAUGGUAUCGCUUCAGGUUGCACUUGUCAAUUUGGCCCAUAAGUGUUAUCCGGAUAGGGUCGAUUAUGUUGACAAAGUUAUGCUUAACAGUACAGAGGUUUUUGCACGGCUAGGCAUGGAACGAUUUGAGGCAAAUUCGUCAGUUGGUAAAGAAUUGCAGAAAUUACUUAGAAUUCCCAUCGAUAAUUACAACAACUUAUUAACCGUACUCAAAUUGCAACAUUACGCAACCCUAAUGGAACAUUUAGAUUAUAACGGAAGAAAGUUACUGAGUAUUUACAUUUUAAAUAACGCGCUAGAGAGUGAAACUGUUAUAUCAUCUCAAGAGCAAGUCGAGCAAGCUCUUAAUUUAGUUUCUACGUUGGUUAGCGAUCAACCUGACCAGCCCAAAAUAGAAGUUGACAUUGAGGAAUUAGCCGAAGAACAGGGCCUAUUGUCUCGGUUUAUUCACCAAUUUAAAUCUACCUCUUCUGACCAGCAGUAUUUGGUACUUUUAUCAGCCAGGAAGAUUUUAGGUGCAGGAGGUGCACUACGCAUUAAGCAUACAUUACCACCAUUGGUGUUUCAAGCUUACCAAUUAGCGCACAAAUAUAAAGAUCUCAAAGAAGAGGAUUCGAUGUGGGAAAAGAAGUGUCAAAAAAUAUUUCAAUUCACACAUUCAACAAUUACAGCUUUAGUAAAGGCGGAGCUGGCAGAAUUGCCAUUACGCCUCUUCCUGCAGGGAGCUCUAGCUAUCAAUCAAAUUGGCUUUGAGAAUCACGAAACUGUGGCCUACGAAUUUUUAUCACAGGCUUUCUCUUUAUACGAGGACGAGAUCUCAGACUCGAAAGCGCAACUGGCUGCGAUCACAUUGAUUGUGGGUACACUUGAACAGAUAAGUUGUUUCAGUGAAGAAAAUGCGGAGCCUUUACGCACCCAAUGUGCGUUAGCCGCAAGUAAGCUGUUGAAGAAACCCGAUCAGUGUCGGGGAGUCGCUACAUGUUCUCAUCUGUUUUGGAGUGGAAAAAGUUUAGCCAGCAAUAGAGAAGAAACUCACGAUGGUAAAAGGGUUGUAGAAUGUUUGAAGAAGGGCUUACGUAUCGCAAAGCAAUGCAUGGAUAUUAGCGUACAAGUUCAGCUUUAUGUGGAGUUAUUAAAUCAUUAUAUAUAUUUUUUUGAGAAAGGUAACGAUCAAAUUUCCGUUCAAGUCUUGAACCAAGUAGUCGGUAAAAUUAAAGAGGAGCUACCGAAUUUGGAAAGUUCCGACGAAACAGAGCAAAUUACUAAACAUUUUAAUAAUACAUUGGAACACGUUAAAUCACGAAUGGAAAGUCCAGAAUCGGAAAACGUUUUAUAUGAGGGUAUCGAAAUUUAGAUUUUUUAUCGUUGUAAUGUAGUACAUACCAUCAUUUUUAUGUAAUUCAAUUGUUUAUAUUCCUAUUGUAUUUAAGCAUUUGUGUUAUAAUUUUAAAUAUAGUUUAGUCUAUUGUUAUUAGUCAGUGUCAAUAAUAUAUUAUGUGUAUCAUUAAUUCUAAUUGCACAUACACUGUACGAAAAUGAGUAUAGCUUUAUUUCACUUAGGCAUUAAGAAAAUUUCAACAGGCCUAUUCCAUAAUUGUUAGAAUCUACAAGAGUAAAAACUAUUAAAACAUAUAAUUUAAUUACCCUUUUUUGCUUUGUUUAUUUAACUGAAAACUUUUAACUAGACAACGCUCUUUAUAUAGCCACAGAUUGAACGAUUUGCCAACAGUUGAAAUUGGAAUUUUAGCAAAUUUUGUACAGUAGAACCCUGAUUAUCCAUGUGUCAUAUUUGCAAAGUCUUUAAUUGUGAACAGUGCAAUUACAAAACGAAAUAUAGGAGAUAAUACGUCAUUCUUUUACACACUCUGCUUUGAAAAUAUCUUGAUAUCAUAUUUUUUAUGUAUGUCUCCAUGUCAGUCGUUCUGCCAGUAUUGAGUAUAAUAAGAUCACGGCUGAAGUAUGUUUAUAUUUCUUUAGUUAUUGAUUUCGGAGGUUACCUCCCCAUCAUCAGACUUAGCUGAAAGGUUUUUAACAUUCAAUAUAAAUAUAUAAAUGUGCAGCUGUGUUCUUAUUACACUCAAAACUUGAUAUCACUUGAUAAGCAUAACUUUAAGCGGCAUAUUCACUUUCAAGGAUGUUACGUCCACUCUGUGCGAUUAGGUAUGCCAGAAAUAGUAAGAAAAAUGUAAAUCGUCAUUUAUUAAAGCACGACACAUCGAAAGGUA